CUUUGUUUUUAUUUGCUAUAAUUAUAUCAUCAUGUCACAGCCUGCACAGUUAGAAAAGGCGUCUUUUGAAUUUCUUGAAGAAGAUGCACAGAAACUUGCCGCUCUGGGGUACAAGCAGGAAUUCAAGCGUGAGUUCAACUCGCUGUCGUUAUUUUGCUUUGCUUUUUCCAUGAUGGGUGUGCUAGCCUCUGUCUCUGCAAGUAUCGUGUUUCCAAUGUCGCACGGAGGCCCUGUAAGCAUGAUUUGGGGAUGGUUAACAGCCGCCAGCUUUGUCAUGUCAGUUGCACUUAUGCUUGCCGAAUUAUGUUCAUCAAUGCCCACCACAGGCGGUCUCUAUUAUUUCGCAGCAUCCCUCUCUGUAAAAUCGGACAAAGAACUGGGCUGGAUGCCACUCAUCGUAUGGUUGACUGGAUGGUUCAAUGUUAUUGGCAACGUGGCUCUUGUCGCAUCCAUCGACUGGAGUCUGACGCAAAUGGUGUUUGCCUGGGUUACUCUUGCCACCGACUUUAGCUUUGUUCCUACCUUCAAGCACAUGUUGGGCCUCUAUUUCGCAUUUCUCGUCUUGCACGGCAUCAUUGGUUCGCUACCUACCAAGAUCUUGGCCGCUAUCAACAACUUUUACGUCUUGCUCAAUCUCGUCGCCACUGUUGUCGUGAUCGUCUGUUUGUUCGUCCUGCCCUCAGAACGAAACUCGGGAUCGUUUGUCUUUACACAUUUUGAUAACGCGACCUCUGGUUGGAACGACGGUUUCUCCUAUAUUUUGGGCAUGCUUGACGCCAUGUGGACGCUCUGUGGUUAUGGCGCGGCUUGCAAUAUUGCCGAAGAGUGUCGUGAUGCUUCCCGUGCAGGUCCGCGUGCCAUCAUCAUGUCGGUUGUCUCUACUGUAGUUGCUGGUUGGCUAAUUCUGUUGGCCGCCACCUUCAGUGUAGCUGAUAUCAAUGAAGCACUGAACUCAGAACUCGGUAUGCCUAUGAUCCAAAUCAUGUAUACAUCAUGUGGCAAGCAAGCGACUCUCGGUUUGUGGAUGCUAGUCAUUCUCGUUCAGCUUUUCACUGGCUCAUCCGCUGUCAUUGCCACUUCGCGUGUUAUUUUUGCGUUCUCCCGUGACGGUGCUUUACCCUUCUCCAAACUGUGGGAUUCCGUCAACUCGUAUACCCAGACACCCGUCAACGCUGUCUGGAUCAACGUCCUUGGCUCUGCUUUACUGGGCCUUCUGGGUUUUAUUGACCAGGCUGCUCUUGAUGCCGUUUUCAAUUUGGCUUCCAUUGGUAUCUACAUUGCAUAUGGUAUUCCAAUCUUUUGCCGUAUCACCAUUGGACGUAGCAAGUUUAAGCCUGGUCCAUUCAGCCUUGGGAAAUGGUCUAUUCCUGUUGGAUCCAUUGCCUGUGCUUGGAUUUGCUUUAUUGUGGUCUCAUUCCUCUUCCCCUAUGAAAUGCCAGUGACAGCAAGCAAUAUGAACUAUGCCGUCGUUGUGCUCGGCGCGAUCAUUACAUUCGCUGGCAUAUGGUAUGCCGUCGAUGCUCGCAAAUGGUUCAAGGGACCGCGGAUCACCAUUGAAACCGAUGUCCUGAACGUUGUCUCAGCAGAGCAAGAAGCAGACUCAUUUGUGUUUAACACCAAAGAUGAAAAGUUCCCACAUUCCUAGAUUCUCCUCUGCAUCGAAGCCAGCUUUUUGGUUUAUCUCGCUGGUUUGUUUGUUAUACACUACAAUACCCAGUAUACCGCAGAUCCUCCAUUCCUCUAUUUGAUAUCACUGCUCCUCCUUUUUCCUAACCUACUAUUAGUCUUACUACUUAUUUCUGUUAUGUUUGUACCAUACCCGCCCUAGAUAGCUUACAUUGCUAUUGCUGUACCAUAUUUUUUAUAUUAUUUCAUCAAGUAAAUAUG
Molecule: messenger RNA, 1887 nt
Organism: Zychaea mexicana
Lineage: Eukaryota; Fungi; Mucoromycota; Mucoromycetes; Mucorales; Lichtheimiaceae
Product: amino acid transporter
Exons: 5
Coding region: 32-1645 (537 amino acids)
Biological process (GO): transmembrane transport; amino acid transport
Cellular component (GO): membrane
Molecular function (GO): transmembrane transporter activity
Source: RefSeq, a predicted model, not a curated record